Messenger RNA from Humulus lupulus (European hop), 2293 nucleotides. RefSeq names its product protein PTST homolog 2, chloroplastic. The record is from RefSeq and is a predicted model, not a curated record. NCBI's taxonomy places the organism in Eukaryota, Viridiplantae, Streptophyta, Magnoliopsida, Rosales, Cannabaceae. Bases 370 to 2001 code for a protein of 543 amino acids. The transcript is spliced from 9 exons.
AUAAGGAAAUAUCCUACUUAUAUCGUCUCCAUUCCUAAAAAAAAACACAUGCAGUACCAACUUCUUUGCGUCGUUCCCGCCCAAAUUUUUGAUACUGUCCACUCAAUUAGAAUUUAUGUAAUUAUUUUGAGUAUAGCUUUAAAAUACAAAUUAUCCUUUGGAUUUUAAUUUUAGUUUUUUUUAAACACAUAAACGACAAAGAAGAAGUAGGGUUGAUUGAUUAAAUUUGUUGUCGAUAGGAGUGAGACGAGCCAUUUCGUUUUCCAGUGGUUUUGUUCGUUGCGUGGUUACAUUUACAGGGGCUACUCAAUUAAUUUGUUCAUGUAGUUCUCGCCUUGGCCACUAAGUGUUCGAGGAAAUGCCUGAACCAUGCUCUCCUCCUCGACCGCCUCACCUCAUUCAAUGCUCUCCCCCUGUCCCGUACCUGCUCUGACCAUUCAAGCUUUUCUCUCCGAGCCUAGAUUCAGGCGAACGCAACGCCGUUUCGUGCCUCUCAGUGUCGUCGGAGCCAAGGACCAUCACCGGUUCGGGUUAUACCGUUCGCCGGACUAUUGUAGGGUUUUACAUUGUGGUUGGUCUGGAUUCGUCAGACGGUGCGGCGUUUGGGAUAGCGAAGGGGAUUUUGAAUUGGAGGCUGAGAUUUUGGAGUUCAUGAAUAAUUCUAAUAAGCCUGGGGCGUUUCCUAGCAAGAAGGAGUUGGUUGAUGCUGGAAGGAAUGAUUUGGUGAAGGCUAUUGUCAAGCAAGGUGGUUGGUUGUCUUCCGGUUGGGAUUUGGACGAGGAAGAAGGAGCUCAAGAAAGUGCAGUAACUAGUCUAGCAUCAACGGCGGCCAUGGAAAGUGAUCAUUUUCAGGAAAACAAUGUUCGUACUGGUGAAGAAAUACAGGGCCCAGAUGUUUCUUAUUGUCCGUACGAUGAUUUUCAGUCAACCUUAUCGUCGGGUAGAUCAUUAGAAAUGGAAACCACACAGCAUGAAACUGGGAUUGAAGGCAUAUUGAAUCGAUUGGAGAAAGAAAGAAAUUUGACUUUUGGAUUAGGCCAGGCAGAAAAUGAAGCCGGUAGAGGAACAAACAAUGACAAUGAGGACUGGCAUUCUAAAUUCUCAACAGAUAUGACAGUUGCUGGCCUUUCUAGAAGCAGCAGGUCUUCAUCAUUGAUCCCCAAGAAAGCUAUAUUUGUUGAUCCGCAGGCUAGGCUUAAUCAAGGCAUAUCUUUUUCUAAGAUUGAUGAAUUAAGAAGCUCAAAUGAGACAUUAACUUGGAGAACAUGGAGCACUCAGCGGGCAGGGUUUUCAGAUAUGUGUUUUGAAGACAUUGAAACUGCAUCUAGUGAAUCUAGUAUUGGAGGGUCAUUGGAUAUGUCAGAAGAAGAAAUACUAAGAAGAGAAAGUAUAAGUAAACUUAAUGAAGGGAAUGAAUUGGAUUCAUGUCUUGAAGUGAUUAGUCAUAAUCAACUGCGAAGUCGCCUAAAGCACCUGGAGUCAGAGCUGUCAUCCGUACUUCACUCGGUGCGAUACAAUGCUGACGGAACUGCCUCACAAAAGGAUCAUGAAGGCUCCUCUGAUGACUUGCAGAAGCUUUCUGAUGCUUGGGAGUUUCAGGAAAACGAGAUUAUGAAUACCCAGAAUUUAUUACGUUCAACUCGGGCAAAGUUAGCUGUUUUAGAAGGAAAGAUGGCACUAGCAAUAAUUAAUGCCAAAAAGAUCGCGGAGGAGAAACAAAAGAGGAUAGAUGAUGCUCGAAGAGCCGUGCGACUUCUUCGUUCUAGUUGCAUAGUUUGGCCUAAUUCAGCCUCUGAAGUGCUUUUGGCAGGAUCAUUUGAUGGUUGGGCAUCACAGAGAAAGAUGAUCAAGUCAAGUACAGGAAUCUUCUCUUUGUGGCUUCAAUUAUAUCCAGGCAAAUAUGAGAUCAAAUUUAUUGUUGAUGGUGAGUGGAGGAUUGAUCCUCUGCGUCCCAUUGUUCUUAACAAUGGUUACAAUAACAAUUUACUCAUUAUCACCUAAGGACAGGCGAGGCUAACAAAUACAACUAGAUCCUUAUUCACCCAAAUCCCCGGUAGUUGGAGUAUGCGCGGGCCAAUUUUAUUCUAUCUUUUUGGUUCUUUUUGUAAAGAGUUGGAGUAGAAUGCAGAUUAUGAUUCUAAUGAUUCUUUCAUGUCUAAAGAUCAACACAAAGGCGUGUUUUUUUUAAUUUUUUAUUUCUAUUAGGUGGAUUUCUAUAAACCUGUAUUGAUUGCUCAGACACAAUGUUUGCCUCUUUUUAAUCAAAUAUAAUAUGACGAUUGAUGGCCUGUAA